AGUGAAACCUGGAUAAGUGGGACCUGGAUAAGUGAGAAACCUCUAUAAGUGAAACUUUUUCUCAGGUCCCGGUACCUCUGCACUGAAAAACCUCUUUAAGUAAUAUUGAUGAACCUCUAUAAAAAAGAAGUCGUUCAUCAUGUUGUGAAAUGUAUAGAAGACAAUGUAAGUGCUGAAAUAAACAUUUUACAAGCUAUGAGAUUCGAUAGAAAAGCUUGGUUUUCUGUCAGUAAAACUACAAUCGCAAAUUGUUUUAGAAAAUCAGGUUUCAAGUUACAUGCGUUUGAUUCACAAGGUAAUGAACAAGAACAAGAAAAAGAAACAACUACGAUUAGUGACGAUGUUUGGGCUCUAGCAAUAAAUGAUGACAACCAGCAACUGCAAUUCAACGAAUAUGUCAAUAUUGAUGAGGAUGUGAUGACUUCAGGGGAAUUGACCGAUAAUGAUAUCGUUUCUGCAGCAAUCUCCCCUAUAGAAACAGAAGAGGAAAAAGAAGAAGAAGAAGAAGCAACAGUUGAGAAAGUAUCCAAAUCUGACGCGGAAAAAGCAUUGUGGACAUUGCAUAAAUAUUUUGAAUUUUCUAAUAUUAAUGAUAAAACUAUUUUUGACAAAUUAUUUGCUAUUGAAGAAUUGUUGACUGCUGAUUGUAACUUAAAGCUAACUAAAAUGACCGAAUUCUAUAAGUGAAUUUCUGUACUGUAU
This is a messenger RNA of Cotesia glomerata, 702 nucleotides long. Its product is annotated as tigger transposable element-derived protein 6-like. The transcript is spliced from 3 exons. Lineage: Eukaryota; Metazoa; Arthropoda; Insecta; Hymenoptera; Braconidae. The record is from RefSeq and is a predicted model, not a curated record. Gene Ontology annotation, molecular function: nucleic acid binding. Bases 109 to 687 code for a protein of 192 amino acids.